This is a messenger RNA of Trematomus bernacchii (emerald rockcod), 2117 nucleotides long. RefSeq names its product MUS81 structure-specific endonuclease subunit (gene mus81). The record is from RefSeq and is a predicted model, not a curated record. The transcript has 17 exons. NCBI's taxonomy places the organism in Eukaryota, Metazoa, Chordata, Actinopteri, Perciformes, Nototheniidae. Gene Ontology annotation, biological process: mitotic intra-S DNA damage checkpoint signaling; double-strand break repair via break-induced replication; resolution of meiotic recombination intermediates. Gene Ontology annotation, molecular function: 3'-flap endonuclease activity; DNA binding; crossover junction DNA endonuclease activity. Bases 61 to 1914 code for a protein of 617 amino acids. Gene Ontology annotation, cellular component: nucleus; Holliday junction resolvase complex.
GUCUUCGAAAAUCAACGCGCCAGAUCCAGCUGUAAACUCACCAGUGAAAGGUCCAAAGGGAUGCCCGCCUCGCAGCAGGUCCGGUUGGGUCGGAAACGCCCCCUGCCCUCCUGCCCCAACCCUCUGUUCCUCCAGUGGCUCACCGAGCUGCGGGACGACGCCAAAGAGAAGGGCCUGAAGCUGCAGUACGUCUACCAGAAGGCCAUCAGCUCUUUGAACAAAUAUCCAUUGCCGCUUCAAAACGCCAAAGAGGCCAAAAUCCUGCAGAGCUUUGGAGACGGCAUCUGUAAAAUACUGGAUCAGAAACUGCAGCGAUAUCUCAGAGAGAACGGUCCAGACGCUCCGAUCCACUCUCUCCCUGAAGGAGCGCCCCCUGCUGGCCGACAGGACAACAACAGCCUGGAUCCAUCCAGAAAGAAUGCAGCCGGGGAUCAAGGGAAAAACAAAGGAGGAGGGAGGAAGAAGAGGGAGUACAUUCCCCAGAGACGGUCUGGAGGUUACGCUGUUCUGCUCACACUGUACAGAGUGUCUCAGAUCCCAGGCAGCAAAGGCUACAUGUUUAAGAUGGAGCUCCAAGCAGAAGCUCAGCAACUCUGCGAUAAGUCCUUCACUGUGCCAGAUCUGGGCAGUAAGUACACGGCCUGGUCUUCAGUGAGCACUCUGAUCCAGAAGAACCUGGUGAUGAAGACCCACAACCCUGCAAGGUAUUCUCUGACAGAAGAGGGUCUGGCUUUAGGGGAGCGCCUCGAGUCUUUAGAGGGAACUAAAGGUCCAGAAGGAGACAGAGAGGAGGCCAGGAGUGAAGGAAACGAGCAGGAGGAGGGAGAGGAGGGUGGCCCGGGGUUUGUGGACCUCACUGUUAGUGAUGAUGACGAAGAGGAGAAGGAAGAGGAGAGAAUACAACCUACAGAGAGGCCGACCUCCUCUGCCCAGCCGAGGGUUGUCCUUCCUGGGAUGUUCUUUUCAGGAAAACCCCAAAAUGUACCAUCAACGAGCAGAAACCCAAAUUCAUGGAGUCUCCUUCCCGGCUCCUACGAGAUCAUCCUCUGUGUGGACUUCAUUGAGACAACCGGCGGAAGCAAAAACUGCAAGCAGGAUCUGGUCAAAGAGCUGCAGAGGAACGGAGUGACAUUCGAUGUGAGGAAGCUCAACGUGGGAGAUUUCCUGUGGGUCGCUCGGGAAAAGGUCGCACCUAUUCCAGGUCAGUUGCGAACCCCCGUUGGCCGUGAGCUCGUCCUGGAUUACAUCAUCGAGAGAAAGAGGAUGGACGACCUGUGCGGCAGCAUCAUCGACGGGCGCUUCAGGGAACAGAAGUUCCGUCUGAAGCGCUGUGGUCUGCGUAACCCCUGCUACCUGGUGGAGGAGUGUGGGAAGGCUGCCUCUCACCUGAGUUUACCUGAGACCACGCUGCAGCAGGCCAUCAUCAACACACAGGUUGUUGAUCGCUUCUUUGUGAAGAGAGUCCAGGAUGUGAGGGAGUCGAUGGCCUACCUCACUGUCAUGACUCGAUACCUGAAUAAACUCUACCAGAACUGUACGCUGACGUGUCGCUCCAGAGAGCUGGAGAGAGAGGAUGAGGAGGAGGAAGAGGAGAGAGGGACCCCCCCCUGCUCUCUUAUCUCUUUUGCAGAGUUCAACCACGGUGCAAUCAAAAACAAGUGUCAGACGGUGAAAGAAGUGUUUGCCCGGCAGCUGAUGCAGGUGAGCGGACUGUCAGGAGACAAAGCAGCUGCUAUACUGGAGCUCUACAGCACUCCACUCAGUCUUCUGACAGCCUAUGAGCGAUGUGCAGGUGAAGCUGAUAAAGAGAAGCUCCUCUCCUCCAUCAGAUAUGGGAAGCUCAAAAGGAACCUGGGUCCAGCUCUGAGCAGAACAGUUUAUCAGCUGUACUGCACUCAGGGAGCACUGACGUAGCUUAAUAUAAAAACAUAUCAUGAACAUUAUUUCACUUAUCCCUACUUUACUUGAAUUAAACACAUUUUAGGAUGGAAACGUCCUUUGUUAUGUAAAUAUUAACAUGCUGCUAAGUUCUCAUUACCGUAACAUAUUGCUACUUGUAUGAAGAAUUUCACAAACGCCCCCUGAAACUUAAAUAAAGUUUAAGAUUUUGAAUAGUA